CUGCGCCUGAUUCUCAGCUCGCCCCUGCACCUCCGGGGCCAGGGCGUGGGCUGGGGGAGGGGACGCGCAGCUCAGGACCCGGAACGUCGCAUUCCAGUUUUGGGAGUUGGGACUCACUGCCCCACGCCGCGUACCUGCGUCGGAGUCCCCCGAAAGGUUUUUUUCAGAAAAGACCUCGAGCCGCGGGCUUCUCUUGGCCAGCGCCCACCCGGCGGCCACCCCACAUUGGGCCUUUGCGCAGAUGUUGGAGCUCCGUGCGCAGCCCACACCUUUGGGACCCCUACAGGGAGCUGCGGCCACCGGGGCCGGGCCAUCUCUGGGGACUUCCUCGCGGUUUCAUCGAGCCGGUUCUCGGACUUUCAGCUGUGGCGUGGGAGGCUGGGAGACCCGGGCACCCGCGCAGCCAGCCAGAUCUUACAGGUGAACAAGGUGAUGUCCAUCUUGUUUUAUGUGAUAUUCCUCGCUUAUCUCCGUGGCAUCCAAGGUAACAACAUGGAUCAAAGGAGUUUGCCGGAAGACUCGCUCAAUUCCCUGAUAAUUAAGCUGAUCCAAGCAGAUAUUUUGAAAAACAAGCUCUCCAAGCAGGUGGUGGACGUUAAGGAAAGUUACCAGGGCACCCUGCCGAAAGCAGAGGCCCCCCGAGAGCCAGAGCGGGGAGAGCCCACCAAGUCAGAAUUCCAGCCAGUGAUUGCAAUGGACACCGAGCUGCUGCGGCAGCAGAGACGCUACAACUCACCACGGGUCCUGCUGAGCGAGAGCACCCCUUUGGAGCCCCCGCCCUUGUAUCUCAUGGAGGAUUACGUGGGCAACCCCGUGGUGGCGAACAGAACAUCACGGCGGAAACGGUACGCAGAGCAUAAGAGUCACCGAGGGGAGUACUCGGUAUGUGACAGUGAGAGUCUGUGGGUGACCGACAAGUCGUCGGCCAUCGACAUUCGGGGACACCAGGUCACGGUGCUGGGGGAGAUCAAAACCGGCAACUCUCCCGUCAAACAAUAUUUUUAUGAAACGCGAUGUAAGGAAGCCAGGCCAGUCAAAAACGGUUGCAGGGGCAUUGAUGAUAAACACUGGAACUCUCAGUGCAAAACGUCCCAAACCUAUGUCCGUGCACUGACUUCAGAAAACAACAAACUCGUGGGCUGGCGGUGGAUACGGAUAGACACAUCCUGUGUGUGUGCCUUGUCGAGGAAAAUCGGAAGAACAUGAAUUGGCAUCUCUCCCCGUAUAUAAAUUAUUACUUUAAAUUAUAUGAUAUGCAUGUAGCAUAUAAAUGUUUAUAUUGUUUUUAUAUAUUAUAAGUUGACCUUUAUUUAUUAAACUUCAGCAACCCUACAGUAUAUAAGCUUUUUUUCUCAAUAAAAUCAGUGUGCUUGCCUUCCCUCAGGCCUCUCCCAUCUGUUAAAACUUGUUUUGUGAUCUGGCUCUCAGGAGUCACUCUGUAAAAUCUGUGUACACCAGUAUUUUGCAUUCAGUAUUGUCAAGGCCGUGACUGUCGUUUUAGUAAACUUGUUAAAAUCA
This is a messenger RNA of Sapajus apella (tufted capuchin), 1518 nucleotides long. It is a transcript of the gene NTF3, whose product is annotated as neurotrophin 3. Gene Ontology annotation, biological process: regulation of neuron differentiation; memory; negative regulation of neuron apoptotic process. Lineage: Eukaryota; Metazoa; Chordata; Mammalia; Primates; Cebidae. The transcript is spliced from 2 exons. Gene Ontology annotation, molecular function: nerve growth factor receptor binding; growth factor activity. The record is from RefSeq and is a predicted model, not a curated record. Bases 433 to 1206 code for a protein of 257 amino acids.